CGCAUCUUUAUACACUAUAUGCCUCCAAAACUGCUACAAAAAUAAAAUAAAAUAUAUGCCUCCGAAACGGGCCACGCGCCUAGUUUCCUAGCGUCGCCUUCACUCGCUUCUUCCACACGAGACGAGAUUAAAAAUUAUAAAGAAGGAAAGAACCCGAUACUUUGGUUAGCCUUAGCUGGUAGCCAGUUUGGCAAUUUCGGCCGCAGUUUUUUUUCCUUUUCUUUUCUCUGAAAUUUUCUAUCACUUUCGUUGGCGAGAAAUUUAUAAGAGCUGGCGAUACUUUCUUCGUCGUCUCCAUCCGCCUAGAGAGAGACGGAAGAGGGAGGGAGAUAGAGAGAAGGAAAGGGUAGAGAGAGAGAGAGAGAGAGAAAAUUUCUGGGAUUUAAUUACACAGAUUGGCUGUAGCGUUUGUGGGGGGGUUUUCUGGGUUUGAUUUCUUCUGUUUCGAUAUUGCUUCCUCUUCCUUCAAUCGGCAUUGGAAGGGAAGGAAACGGAAAGGGGUGAAAAAGGGGAAGGAAAGUAAAAUAGCCGCGUUUCAUUUUCUUCACUUAUCCUCUCUUUCUCUCCCUUUCCUGGAAAAUCCGGGAAAACGAAGGAAAAUCAGCGCAGCCAUAGCCCCGCCGCGUUGAUUUCAGCUAGUCUCUGUUGAUACAUUUCGGAUUUUACCAUCUGUUACAUUUUGACAGCUGACCAUUGAUUUCUCUCCCUUCUUCCGAAGCUAUGAUGCUUCUCCGCGUCCAGCACAUUUUCCAGAAGAGUCGUCUUCUACAUCACAACCACCAUUAUUAAAAGCUAAAACACUUACCACCCUCUUUUUCUAUAGCCGCCCAGAAAAAAAACCCAGUUCUCAAGAUGGCUGCAAAUGGAGGAUUAUUCAGGUCAGAUUUACUGGGUCUGUUUGGCUUCGUCGUAGUAUCGAUUCUCUCCUCAUCCUUCUGCCUCGGGAUUCGUUCCGUCCCCGACGGCGCGGAUCUCGCCGGGUUGCUCCGAUUCAACGAAGCCCCCGAGUACCGGAACGGCGUCGGGUGCUCGAUUUCCGGCGCUUCCUCAUGCGACCCGUCUCUGGUUCACAUCGCCAUGACCCUCGAUUCGGAGUAUCUCAGGGGCUCAAUGGCCGCCGUCCACUCGGUCCUCAAGCACGCGUCCUGCCCGGAAAACGUCUACUUCCACUUCAUCGCGGCGGAGUUCGACCCGGCCAGCCCGCGGGUCCUGAACCGGCUGGUCCGGUCCACUUUCCCGUCCCUCCGCUUCUCGGUCCACAUUUUCAGGGAAGAUAAAGUCAUCAAUCUCAUCUCUGCCUCAAUCCGGCAGGCCUUGGAGAACCCGCUCAACUACGCCCGGAACUACCUCGGCGAUUUGCUGGAAUCCUGCGUGGAGCGGGUCAUUUACCUGGACUCCGAUUUGGUGGUGGUGGACGACAUUCAGAAGCUAUGGAGCACGGUUCUGACCGGGUCGCGGGUCAUCGGGGCACCCGAGUACUGCCACGCCAACUUCACCAAGUACUUCACGCCGGCGUUCUGGUCCGACCCGGUUAUGUCCCGGGUCUUCGCCUCCCGGCGGCCGUGUUACUUCAACACGGGGGUGAUGGUGAUGGAUUUGGUGCGGUGGAGGGAAGGGAACUACAGGAAGAGGAUUGCGAUGUGGAUGGAGAUUCAGAGGCAGAGGAGGAUUUACGAUCUGGGUUCCCUGCCGCCAUUCUUGUUGGUGUUCGCCGGGAACGUGGAGGCCAUCGACCACCGGUGGAACCAGCACGGGCUAGGAGGGGAUAAUGUGAGGGGAAGCUGCCGGUCGCUGCAUCCCGGUCCGGUGAGCUUGCUGCAUUGGAGUGGGAAAGGGAAGCCAUGGGCUAGGCUUGAUGCUAAAACUCCUUGCCCACUUGAUCAUUUGUGGGAGCCUUAUGAUCUCCACCAUGGAAGCAGCAUCAGUAGCAAAACCAAUGAUCUUCUGGGUUCUGCAUCAGUAGCUGGUCUUUCCAGUUACUUGUGAAAAAAAAAGAUUGGCUUGUGGGGUGGGGAGGGUUGAAUUCUUUGUUUCAUAAAUUAUUCUUUUUUGGCUUCACACAUUCAAAGGGGAUUGAUUCUUUGAUAGCUGUGUACAGAUUAGAAAAGGCAGAGCUAUAGCUAGCUCUCUCUCUCUCUCUCUCUCUGUUUGGAAGUGGAAAUUUGCCAUUUGGGGGGAUGAACCAGAAAGCUUGCAGAGGCAAGAGAAAUUCCCUCUACCCUUUUGGGUGCUGGGGGAUUUGGAUUGUUGCUCUGUGUAAUUUUCUACCUUUUUGGUGGGUUGAUUUGUGAAUUCUUCGUAUUUUCUGGGGAGGAGGGAUUAUGUUUGUUUGUUGAUUAAGUUGAUGAUGAAAAUGGUGAUUGAAUGAUCUCUUUCUGGAGCAUUCUUUUUUACAUAUUUUGGGAGAUGUUCAUCUCUUUCUUUGUAUGUAAAUGGAGCUCUUCAGUUUUGUUGGGGAGAAUGAUGAUGAGAUUAAUAAUACCGUUCAGUCAGUUGUUCAUUGUUUCUGAUUCAUCUUCUGUGCUGGUUCUACACUGUUCAUUGACCCAAUUUUAAGUCCACUGAUCUGUGUCGGCAAGUCAUAGGAUUAAAGCUCUCCAACUGAUCUUCUUUUCUAAUCAUCAAGGAUGGCUGAAUGGUGAGGCAUGAGGUUUCGCUGGUUCGAUUCUCGCAACUUAAUCAUUUUGUUAGUCAUCGACAGAGCUGUAACUCGCAUCGAUUUGUGCAUGCCAAGGUCGCAGUCAUAAAAGAAAGUCUGCGUAGUCCGCAAGUAAAAAGAGGUGAAAUGUGAAAGAUCUGCAAAUGUCAUCAGAUGAAGCUGAUUGCAUCUCUGGUAACAACAAUUAGGUUUGUGUUAAUCCAGAUAAAGGUGUUGAACUGUUGAUGAUUGAUUGGAAGAAGACAAAAGGAUGGAGAAAGACAGAGGUGGAAGUAAAGAAGCAAAAAAAUGAGAUUGAAGGCCAGAGCAGACAAGUUGUGCUGCAUCACAAGCAGGGCCAGCUCAUAACUUAGUGCUGUCAGCCUGUGACCUUUGAUUCCCCGUUGGACCAGCCAAGCCCUUGGUAAUUGGUAUAAUGGUAUAUGCUUUGCUUCCUUUCAAUUCAAUGGGGGCUACAACAACUACAAAAAAUUUACGAGGAAAAUGACUUGUUAUCUUCUUUCCUUUAGUUAAGUUAUCACUACUUAUCUGGUUAAGGUUGGGGAGUCAGGCAUAUAAUGAAGGACACACACGACUUAGGGAAGAAGACUUGGAUUUCUCUUUAAAAAUACCAUUAAGCAAGUCGGCAUCGUGGAAGAAGAAAUAUGUUUAGCCCAUCAUAACGGGAAGUUUAGGUAGUAGGAGGGUUGUUUUGCUUCUUGAGCAUUCUUUGUUUCUAUUGGAUUUUGGAUACUCGAAUGAUUUAUUGUACUUUGUGGUAUUUUCGUUGUUGUGGUAUUAUUUGAGUACUUGAGAAAGGGAAGGGGUAUUUUACUAUUUUUGGCAGGGGUGGCUAUACGGUCCGGUCUGGUUAAAUUGGACCAAAUUGAUUCGGUCUCAGUCCGAUUUUUUCGGGAAUAUAAGGACCAAAGAUUG
Linum trigynum is the source of this 3574-nucleotide messenger RNA. The record is from the annotation of a GenBank genome assembly. NCBI's taxonomy places the organism in Eukaryota, Viridiplantae, Streptophyta, Magnoliopsida, Malpighiales, Linaceae.